Selaginella moellendorffii is the source of this 1156-nucleotide messenger RNA. RefSeq names its product GDSL esterase/lipase At4g16230. Gene Ontology annotation, molecular function: hydrolase activity, acting on ester bonds. The coding region runs from base 25 to 1098 and encodes 357 amino acids. The record is from RefSeq and is a predicted model, not a curated record. NCBI's taxonomy places the organism in Eukaryota, Viridiplantae, Streptophyta, Lycopodiopsida, Selaginellales, Selaginellaceae. The transcript is spliced from 5 exons.
UUUACCUUGACUAAGAGAAGAGUGAUGAUGCGUCUUCUUCCUCUAGCAGCUUCGAUUUUGAGUUUUUUUUUGGUUCUUAGAUCUGGGCGUGCCCAAGCUCCUGCAUUCUUCGUCUUUGGUGACUCUUUGACAGAUCCCGGAAACAACAAGUUCCUCGUCACCACUGCUCAAGCAGCAUUUCGGCCAAAUGGAAUCGAUUUCCCAGGAGGGAAGGCGACAGGAAGGUUUUGCAAUGGAUUCACAGUCGUGGAUCUCAUUGCUCAAGAACUUGGGCUUCCUCUAGUCCCUGCUUAUCACGAUCCCAAGACAAAAGGCAGUGUGAUCCUCAAAGGAGUAAGCUACGCAUCAGGCGGCGCUCGAAUCCUCAAUGAUUCCUCUGUGAACUUCCUCCAGAAUAUCCAGCCGCUUGGGAAGCAGAUCCAGAAUUUCGUCAACACUAGGUCUGAGAUCGUUUUGCUUGUGGGAGGCGAGGACCCCGCAUUUGAUCUUUUGUCACGGUCAAUAUUUUUGUUUGCCCUUGGAUCCAACGAUUACUUGAAUUACAUGAACAGCACCAGGAGCAAAUCUCCGCAAGAAUUUCAAGAUGAAGUAAUCUCUGCAUACAAAGGCUACUUGAAUAGAGCCUAUCAACUAGGAGCUCGCAAAAUAGUGGUUUUUGCUCUUGGACCACUUGGUUGCAUUCCAUUUAAGAGAGAGGGCAAUAUUUUGGGAGCAAAUGGCAAGGCUUGCCAUGAAGAAGCCAACUCUUUGGCCGUGAAUUUUGACAGAGCACUCAAGGAUAUGGUUUCAGGGAUGAAUCGAGACUUGAAUGGAGUGAAGAUGGUGUUUGGAACUACAUAUGAUCUAUUUUAUGAUGCAACAAACAACCCUUCAAAAUAUGGAUUUGUGAAUGGCCGUGAUGCUUGUUGUGGAGUAUCACCCUUGAGAUUAUUCGCUUGUUUACCAUUAGGAUCAGUUUGUUCUACGAGAAACCAAUACUUCUAUUGGGAUGCUUAUCAUCCAACAGAGUCUGCAAACCGUCUCAUAGCCUCUGCUAUAUUAAGUGGGAACAAAACAAUUAUGUUUCCAUUUAAUCUAAAGCAGCUUAUUGAUCUCUAGUUAUAUGAACAAAACCAUUGCAUCAUAGAGUGAGCAUAAACAAAAUUUUAUAUUGUAA